AUGGCACCUAAGGUAAAAUCCAUCAUCCAAAUGACUUGGGACAGUGUAUUUUCUGGUGAUCUGAGAGAGACACUGGGCCCUGUACCUAUGUUCACAUAUAGUAGAGGGGUGAACUUAAAAGAACUGUUGGAGAGAAGUCCAGUGACUUUUAACCAGAAUAUUUCUCCAGUGGGUAAAUGUGGAAUGUGCAGUACUUGCAAGUUUAUUAACGAUGGCCCAUAUAUGUAUAUCAAUAACCAUUCAAGAUCACUUAAGUGUCCUGGACACUGUAAUUGCAACACGGAAAUGCGAGCCAUAUUGCUGAGCUCGGUGGGCAGCAAGACGUACAGUCUGAUGAGGAACUUAUUGAGUCCUGACAAACCGGGGGACAAAUCGUUCACAGAGUUGACGAGCUUGCUUCAGUCACAUUAUAACCCGAAGCCGAGUGCAAUAGUCCAAAGGUUCAAGUUAAAUUCCAGGACUAGGAGGGCCAAUGAAACGGUAAUGGAGUAUGUCGCAGUGUUGAGGGAACUGGCGCAACAUUGUGAUUAUGGGGACAGACUGACAGAAAUGCUACGAGAUAGGCUCGUAUGUGGCAUUGCAGAUGACCGCAUACAACGCAGAUUGUUAGCAGAGCCUGAGUUGUCGUUUGAAAAAGCCUUGAAGUUGGCACAGGCUAUAGAGACAGCGAAUAAAGACAUUCGAGAUUUACAGCCAAGAACCAUUGAAGGGGUGGGGAGCAGGAGUGCUACCCCUCUGCCAGUGCAUAAGGUGGUCAGGAAGCAUAAACCACAAGGGAAGUCUGGUCAGUAUGCUUGUUACAGGUGUGGAGGUGAACAUCUGUCACGGAACUGUCGUUUUUUAAACGAAAAAUGCCAUGCUUGCGGAAAAAAGGGCCAUGUGAAAAAAAUGUGCCGCUCAACGCUCUCUCGGGACCAGCCGAGAAAAGGGAGAGGAAAAGAGCAGUACAAUGGACAGAAAGGGAAACCGAAAAAUAAAACGGCACUCCAUAAAGUAGAACAGCAGGGCCUGACCUUGCAAGAGGUGCUGGAGAAUAACGAAGAAGUUUUCAAAGAGGAACUGGGGACCUGGAGGGGUCCACCAGCAAAAAUACACGUUAAAGAAAACAUAACGCCAAGAUUUUACAAACCCCGACCCGUACCAUACGCAAUGAAGAAGAAAGUUGAGUUUGAGUUAGAGCGACUCACUAAGCAAGGUAUAAUUGAACCAGUAAAGUUUGCGGAAUGGGCCGCACCAAUUGUUCCCGUAUUAAAGCCAGAUGGUACGGUGCGCAUAUGUGGUGACUACAAGUUAACAGUGAACCAAGUCUCGAAGCUGGAGCAGUAUCCCUUGCCCAAGGUGGAGGAUGUGUUUGAAAAGCUGUCGGGAGGUGAAAGGUUUAGUAAACUGGACCUCAGUCAGGCAUAUCAACAGGUAGUGCUGGAAGAAGGGUCAAAGUCAUAUGUCACCCUUAACACACACAAAGGUUUGUUCCAAGUCAAUCGUUUACCCUUUGGGGUUUCCUCGAGUCCAGCUAUUUUCCAGAGAAUAAUGGAGGGACUGGUGGCAGGAAUUCCGAAGGUGGCUGUGUAUUUAGACGACAUCCUGUUGACGGGUAGGAACAUUCGAGAGCAUCUGGAGAUGCUGAAUGAGGUGUUGAGAUGACUGCGAGAGGCAGGUCUGAGAGUGAAGCGGAGUAAAUGUGCUUUCAUGGCAAAGGAAGCAGAGUUCCUAGGUUACAAGGUGGAUGCAUCGGGCCUACACCCCUUGCGAAACAAGGUGGAAGCCAUUCAACAGGCGCCAGCACCCACAAAUGUUACAGAGCUGAAAGCCUAUUUAGGCUUACUCAACUAUUAUAACAGGUUCCUGCCAAAUCUGUCAACGCUGUUAGCUCCUUUACAUAAGCUAUUAAGGAAGGAGGCUCAGUGGUCGUGGCAAGAGGAACAGGACAGAGCGUUUGAACAGUCAAAGGAACUAAUGCAGUCUUCAGAGGUUUUGGUGCACUACGAUAGUCAGAAGGACUUAAUUUUAUCAUGUGAUGCCUCACCUUAUGGGUUAGGGGCUGUGUUGGCACACCGGAUGCCAGAUGGACAAGAAAGACCCAUUGGGUUCAUGUCACGAACUUUGACACCAGCGGAGUCAAACUAUUCCCAGUUAGAUAAAGAGGGUUUGGCUGUCAUGUUUGGCAUUAAGCGGUUUCACAAAUACCUCUAUGGGAGGAAGUUUACUAUUUGCACCGAUCAUAAGCCUUUGCUGUCACUGUUCAACGAGAUGAAAGCAGUGGCGCAGAUGGUUUCUCCCCGCAUUCAGAGAUGGGCUGUAACAUUGAGAGCUUAUGAAUACGAGAUUGUUUAUAAGCCUGGAAAACACCAUAGUAAUGCGGACGCGCUAAGUCGUCUGCCGAUACCAGGGCAUUUCCAAGAACAGGAAGCGGAGGACCGAGUUUUGAUGAUGGAGGACAUCACGUUGGUGUCUGCCAGGGAACUGAGUGAAUGGACACGCAAAGACCCGGUGCUAGCUAGAGUGUUUCAGUGGGUCCAGCAAGGCUGGCCAGUUCAACAAAUGGAUCCAGUUUUUCGGCCUUAUGAGGUGAGGAAAACAGAGCUGAGUGUGCAAGCUGGAUGCGUACUGUGGGGGGCACGAGUGAUAAUUCCGUCCCCAGGAAGAGGGGCACUUUUACAGCAGUUGCACCAAGGUCAUGUGGGUAUCACACGAAUGAAAGCCUUAGCCCGAAGUUAUUUCUGGUGGCCCAAGUUGGACCACGAUAUUGAAGUCACUGUGAAUGAGUGUAAAACAUGUCAACAACAUCGCAACUUGCCUGUGGCGGCGCCACUACAUCCAUGGGAGUGGCCGAGUAGACCUUGGCAGAGACUUCAUAUAGAUUAUGCCGGACCUUUUAUGGGGGCCAUGUUUUUGAUAAUCAUGGAUGCUCAUUCUAAAUGGAUGGAUGCCUAUCAAGUCAAAACACCCACUUCCCUCGUUACCAUUGAAUGCUUGAGGAAGAGUUUCAGUAGCCAAGGACUGCCAGAGACUAUUAUAUCAGAUAAUGCUUCAUGUUUCACGAGUGAAGAGUUCAAGGGUUUUCUGAGAAAAAAUGGCAUCGUACACAUCACAUCAGCACCAUACCAUGCAGCUUCAAAUGGUUGUGCUGAGAGGGCUGUCCAAACUUUUAAAGCAAUGAUGAAAAAGUCCGGAGAAGGAAGUAUAGCAGCAAAAGUGUCAAGGGUGUUAUUCAACUACCGUAUCACACCCCAGUCUACCACGGGUUUGUCACCUGCCGAGAUGUUGCAAGGACGGAGAUUAAGAUCCACGUUGGAUCUAGUGCAUCCAAACGUCCGAGCUAAGGUAGAGAGGACCCAGUGGAGGCAAAAAGAAUGUCAUGAUCGACGACGGAGAGAGAGAAGUUUUCUGGAGGGAGAUGCAGUGAUGACGCGAAAUUUCAGUUAUGGACCUAAAUGGAUUCCAGGGGUCAUUGUCAAGAGUACAGGUCCAUUA
This is a messenger RNA of Protopterus annectens (West African lungfish), 3474 nucleotides long. RefSeq lists its product as uncharacterized. Gene Ontology annotation, biological process: DNA integration. The annotation marks the transcript as partial. The transcript has 3 exons. Gene Ontology annotation, molecular function: zinc ion binding; nucleic acid binding. The record is from RefSeq and is a predicted model, not a curated record. Lineage: Eukaryota; Metazoa; Chordata; Ceratodontiformes; Protopteridae.